Molecule: messenger RNA, 3807 nt
Organism: Lolium perenne
Lineage: Eukaryota; Viridiplantae; Streptophyta; Magnoliopsida; Poales; Poaceae
Product: cell division cycle 20.2, cofactor of APC complex
Biological process (GO): positive regulation of anaphase-promoting complex-dependent catabolic process; positive regulation of ubiquitin protein ligase activity; anaphase-promoting complex-dependent catabolic process
Cellular component (GO): anaphase-promoting complex
Molecular function (GO): ubiquitin ligase activator activity; protein binding; anaphase-promoting complex binding
Source: RefSeq, a predicted model, not a curated record
CUGUCUUAAGGCGAAAAUGGAGCAUGUUGCGUAAUGGGACGGCUACGAGCUGGUUGUGUUCCUUAGGCCAUGUACUACGUCGCUGGUUCAAAGAAAUAUGUGUCAGAAGUUCGAACCCCUAUAUGCAUGUUGCUAUGUAUAGAAUCGGUUGUGGGACCCCUCUGCUCACGUCCCUGAUGCAUGCAUUCUCUUCUCUCUCGCAGUUUUGCUACCAGGUCCCACAUUUGCAGAAAAGAGGCGAACCAAAUUAUUGAUCCGCUUUUUUGUGUCGGACUUAUGAGUCGAUUCUCUACUAUGUAUUGAAUCGGUUCAAAUGUAGGAGAGAGAGGGUUAGGAGCCGCUUUUGACACACAUAGUGCAUGGUCUUAGACACCCCACACGGAAGAGCACAAUCACAAGAACAUAAGGACAAAUGGUAUGAGAGAAAUCUAAGAGGUCUUUAUUAUAGUGUUGUCUUGUGUUGCCAUCUAUUUAUUGCCUUUACAUAAAGGGGAGUGUUGGGCGUCCCCCGGGGGAUUAGAAAUCCCUAACCGUCCGAUCAAUAGAUCUGAAACGUUUUUGGCCGUCAGAUCAAACCAAUCAGCCCUCUCUCCCACUUUUGCUACCAUGAUGCACCAAAGUAGCAAAAAACGGUUCAAUUGUAGCAAACUCUAUUUUCACCUAAAACACACAGACCUCGCCGGAGUCUCGCCGGAGUCUCGCCGGAGACUUGCCGGAGAUGUCGCCGAAGACCCACCAGAAACCUCACCGGAGACUUAGUAGCAAAAAAUAUAUGUUAUAGUAGCAAAAACACACAAAGAUUGUAGCAACCUUUUUUUUGCUAUUGUAGCAAAACCAACCUCGUCGGAGACUCGCCGGAGACCCCGCCGUGUAGCAGAAAAAUAUACUAUUGUAGCAAACACCUAUAACAAAUAUAGCAAAACCUAAUUUCAAUGGAUUCUCGCCGGAGAGAUUGUACCAAUAAAAUAGAAUAUUGUAGCGAAACCACAAAACCAAAGUAGAAAUUAAAAUAUUAGUAUGUAGCAAAGACCUACUCGUGGAAAUGAAAUCCACAAAAGCGAUGCUGCAAAAAAGUUUGUAGCAAACAAGCAUAACCGCUGAACAAUUGUAGCGAAAAAAUAAAAAUCCUAUGGCGAGGGGAGAGGUUCCCGUUGACCGGCGAUGAGGGCAGGGCGUGGGGAGCUCCCUUCAAACAGCGUGCUGGGCACACGCCGGGGGGUAGCGGGAUCCUGCACCGGAGAUCGAGUGGGCAUCGCCUCCUGGUCCGGUGGCGGCGAGGAUCUGCCCGACGGCGGCGAACUACAGGGGACCGCACACGAACAUGGUCUUCUGCAGGAAGAGAGACGGCUGGUGCUGCCGGCGCGUGGAUCCCGGGGACGCGGCAGAGAUGUGCAUCCAGGGCUGGUGGUGGAGGAGGGGUUGCGGGGUUCGCCGAUGGUGCCACAGUUGAGGUCCGUUGAGCGGAGGCGGAGUAUCUGUGGCGCUACCGGUGGGCGGCAGCGUGGUGAAGAUGCGCAUCUGGGGGUGGUGAUGGAGGAGGGAUUCGGGGGGCGCCGCCGGUGCCGGCAGUGGAGACGCACGGCGAGGAGGUGGGGCAUCAGAGGGUGUGGUGCGGAGUUGCUAUCCAUGGCGUCGUGGGGAUUUGGGGAUAACAAAGUGCGAAGAGAGAGGAAGAGAUAAGGUGGCCCACUGCCACGCGUCGCGCGCUAGAGGAGGAGGAUGGAGCGUCCGUUCCCCCGGGGGAACGUGAGCGUUUCCCUUACUUAAAUGACAUUUUAGGUAUAUAACCAACACAAGGCUAUUUUAUAAACUUGGCUUUCAAGGAAGCUAGUAGGGUUCCUUGACCGCCAAGGAAAAUAAUCUUGUGUUUCAUAAAAAAAAUGGUGUUUCUGAGUUUUGUAAAAUGGAGCUCCUGGUGAGCUGAGGAUCUGUAACAAUUAUGGCGGUGACAAAAUCUUAAGGCGAAUCGAACGGAGCACGUUGCGUGGUCGCCUAUCGGACGGCUAUGGGCUGGCUGUGAUCCGUCCAACGCCGUCGCAACUCGCAAGACUAGCCGUUGCCCCCUCCCUUUCCUCUUCUGACUACAAAUACAACUCACGGUCAAAUCCCUAAAUCUCACAAGUCACAGAGCAAUCCGUGUCUUUGCUUCUCUCCUGCCUUCCCGCCGCCUCCCCUUGCCGAUCCGGGGGGAGACACAGCUUUCUCGUUCUCGAGCUCGGAAGAUCCUCGCGUUUCCUCGCUGAUCCGGGCUGUUCAAUCGCACCAUCUUGUUCUUGUGUUAUUUUCUGUUCGAUUGAUCUGUUAAUUCCGCGCCGUCUUUCCUGUUGCUACUACUGUUUCUUGAUUUGUUAUUCUUGCGAAUUUGUUCUGUUCUGUUUCGUCUAACCAUGGACGCAGGCUCCCACUUGAUCUCGUCGGAGAAGACCCGCGCCGCCGCCGUGCAGCGGCAGCCGCUCCAGGAGGCCGGCUUCCGCCCCUACAUGCCAUCGCUCAGCACCGCCCCGCGCAACCCGUCGGCCAAGUGCUACGGAGACAGGUUCAUCCCUGACCGGUCAGCGAUGGACAUGGACAUGGCGCACUACCUGCUCACGGAGCCCAGGAAGAAUCAGGAGAACACGGAGGUGGUGUCCCCGUCCAAGGAGGCGUACCGGAGGCUUCUCAGGGAGAAGCUGCUCAACAACCGGACGCGGAUCCUCGCCUUCAGGAACAAGCCGCCGGAGCCCGAGAACGUCUCGGCUGCCGACGCGGUUUCUUCUCACCAGGCCAAGCCGGCCAAGCAGAGGCGGUACAUACCCCAGUCUGCCGAGAGGACUCUGGAUGCACCGGACCUCGUCGACGACUACUACCUCAACCUGAUGGACUGGGGGAGCAGCAACUUGUUGUCCAUUGCGCUGGGCGACACCAUGUACCUGUGGGAUGCCUCCAAUGGAUCCACAUCUCAGCUUGUGACAGUUGACGAGGACAGCGGCCCCAUCACCAGCGUCAGCUGGGCUCCUGAUGGCCGCCACCUCGCCAUUGGGCUCAACUCGUCUGACAUCCAGCUCUGGGACACCAGCUCCAGCCGACUGUUGAGAACUCUCAAGGGUGUGCAUGAAUCGAGGGUCGGUUCGCUGGCAUGGAACAACAACAUUCUGACCACCGGCGUCAUGGAUGGUAGGAUUGUGAACAAUGAUGUGCGGAUCAGGGACCAUGCCGUGCAGACGUACCAUGGGCACAGCCAGGAGGUGUGCGGGCUCAAGUGGUCUGGGUCUGGCCAGCAGCUGGCCAGUGGGGGUAAUGACAACCUUCUACACAUCUGGGAUGUGUCGAUGGCAUCGUCUAUGCCAUCUGCGGGCCGCAACCAGUGGCUGCACAGGCUUGAGGACCACACGGCCGCUGUGAAGGCGCUCGCAUGGUGCCCAUUCCAGAGCAACCUGCUGGCAAGUGGCGGUGGUGGUAGUGAUCGGUGCAUCAAGUUCUGGAACACACACACAGGUGCUUGCCUCAACUCUGUGGAUACCGGAUCACAGGUGUGCUCUCUUCUAUGGAACAAGAACGAGAGAGAGCUGCUGAGUUCGCAUGGAUUCACAAAGAACCAACUGAUAUUGUGGAAGUACCCUUCGAUGGUCAAGAUGGCUGAACUCACUGGACAUACCUCACGUGUCCUUUUCAUGGCUCAGAGCCCUGAUGGUUGCACGGUAGCAUCAGCAGCUGCGGAUGAGACCCUCCGCUUCUGGAAAGUGUUCGGCACUCCUGAAGUAGCAAAGCCCGCACCCAAGGCUUCCCACACUGGGAUGUUCAACAGCUUCAACCAUAUCAGAUGACAGU